Molecule: messenger RNA, 609 nt
Organism: Lodderomyces margitis
Lineage: Eukaryota; Fungi; Ascomycota; Pichiomycetes; Serinales; Debaryomycetaceae
Exons: 1
Coding region: 1-609 (202 amino acids)
Source: RefSeq, a predicted model, not a curated record
AUGCCCUCAAUUAUAAGUAACGACGACGAUAAUGACACAAACACUACAGCGACAGAAACAGGAACAGGAGCCAGUGCCAGCUCCAGCUCCAGCUCCAGCCGAUUACGUCGAUUAGACAAGUUGGUCAUUGACCAAUCAUCCCUCCUUGAUGAAGAUGAUCAAAUUGACUAUAUCAAUCACCUCAAUAACUACAACAUGAAUCAAUAUCACAAAUAUCGCAAAUUACUCAUUUAUUUCUACAUAAUCCAAGUAGUAGUCAUUAUAUCGUUGAAUUUCAUCAAAACGGAUGUGCAUGACAAAUCAUUGUUGUUGCUCGCUUUGGUUUCGGUAGUUCUCAACCUUAUAUCAAUACAAGAACAACAGCAACACCAGUACAAUAUCACGCUUUUUGAGAGAACGCUCAAUUUGAUGACGUUGGUUAGCUUGACCAAUGUGUUAGUUCUAAUCCAAGUGCUUUAUGUUGAUUUCAUCAAGGCGAAAGUCUAUUACUUUGCUGCAUUGAGUGUUUGUAAUUAUGCGUUGCCCCAAAUGCAACGAUCGACAUUUAAUCAAAUUGGCGAAGCAGUGAAGGAGUUGGAUAGGUUGAAGUAUAAGUACAAGAAUGUAUAG